AGAAGAAGAAGACGGAAAGACGGCUGUCGAAAAGGAAUUUUCCAAGAGCGGGACGAGGUGUAUAAAGCAUGUUACACAUUAGCGGGGAAAGGACGACGAAUGAAGAAGAAGAAGAAGAAGAAGAAUAAGAUUCUCGGGGAACGUGCAGAAAUGUUGGUACACGCGAGCCCGUGUCAAACGCCGCAUUUACAGCAGACCGAUAUAGCCACGCAUAUAGAGCUGCCGGGAGAAUUUCUCGAGUGCCGGGGAAACCCAACGGCGGCGGGAGCAAUCUACUCCUCCCACACACCCACGGCUCCUCGAGGCCGUUAUCACGCCGCCUUCCAACUAUGCCCCGCGUCGCAAGCUCGAUGUGCUUGCGAAACACCAGCCUGCAGAAUGCACGAUCCCCUCCCGCAGCUCGCGGCGGCGGCGGCUCGGCAGAGACCGAGAGAUAGAAUAACGUCCCUAAGUGUACUUACUGCAAAGACCCGAAAUUGGGGAACG
Heterotrigona itama is the source of this 486-nucleotide messenger RNA. NCBI's taxonomy places the organism in Eukaryota, Metazoa, Arthropoda, Insecta, Hymenoptera, Apidae. The record is from the annotation of a GenBank genome assembly.